Molecule: messenger RNA, 1725 nt
Organism: Sinocyclocheilus grahami
Lineage: Eukaryota; Metazoa; Chordata; Actinopteri; Cypriniformes; Cyprinidae
Gene: nufip1
Product: nuclear FMR1 interacting protein 1
Exons: 12
Coding region: 169-1725 (518 amino acids)
Biological process (GO): box C/D snoRNP assembly
Cellular component (GO): nucleus
Molecular function (GO): RNA binding
Source: RefSeq, a predicted model, not a curated record
CGUGACGUACAGCGUCAUCUAGCGUCAGCGCGGUGCGGAAGUGACGUAGAGGUGAACGCGCACGCACGUGUGUAGCGCAGCAUGUUUCUGCAGCACAUGUUUGUGUUUAUGUGACUGUAAGAACGCUGAUCGGAACCGGUGUGAAACUCGAGCGGCGCUGUGUCGGUCAUGACGGGGGAACACGAGCGGUAUCCGCCGCCGAACUUCAGCGCAGCAGCGGCACCUCCAGCGGCACCUCACUGGAGCGGCUCCACGCCGCAGAGCAGCCGCAGGUUCGAGGCGUCCCGAGACUGGAGCUGGACUCAACCGGCACAGACCGGACCCUGGCCCGGCCACCACCAGCCGCAGCAGUACGCAGGUCAUCUUCAUCAUCACCAUCCUCAGCCUCCUCAUCAUGGCUGGCGGGGUUCAGCGCAGCAUCACUGGGGUGGAAAGAAGCAGCAGAAAGAGCCUGGGUUCAGUCAUUUCUGUGACACCUGUGACCGAGGCUUCAAAACUCAAGACAAAUACGAUGAACACAUCUCGCAGCAUGUGAAGUGCUCUGUAGAAGACUGUCUCUUCACUGCACACGAGAAGCUGGUGAAGAUCCACUGGAGAAACAAUCACGCUCCAGGAGCCAAGAGGAUCAAACUGGACACUGCAGAGGACAUCUCCAGAUGGAGAGAGGAGAGACGCAAAAACUACCCAACGCUGAGAAACAUAGAGAAGAAGCUGAAGCUUAUGGAGAUGAAGGAGCAGCGAGGAGACGUGCUGGAGACGGCUCAGUUCGGUCGCAUCAGGAGCCGCGGUAGGGGACGAGGAUCUGACCGCUGGAGAUGUGAAGGGUCCCGUCAUCACACGAGCUCUGAGACGGAUCUGAAGCGGCCGCAUCAGGACAGAGAUCCUCUGGCGGCUCUCGUCUGCAGUGACCCCGAGUCUGAUAAGGACGAGUCUGUUCAGCAGACGCCGACUGGACUCACUGUCGCACCCAAGAGCGUGACCUCUGCCCUCGGGUCACUGAUGUCCAGCUACGGGGACGAUAUGACCUCCAGCGAGAGCGAAGGAGACACAGACGACGCUCCAGUGCUGAGAGUCAGUCAGGCUUUAGAGGAGAAUAAGACGCUCCUGAAUCCUCAUCCACUUCCUGUCCAGAGGAUCCCAGCGCCGCACGAGGAGAAACACACACACACACCACAGCAAUCCCAUCAUGCCCCGGCCGGCAGAGGAAGAGGACGCGGUCGUGGUCGCGGGGCGAGAGGAGGACGAGGCGGUAAAACCUGUAAACCUGCUGAAACACAGAGACAUCGCCCAACACUACUAGAGAUGCUACUGGCUCCAGAUAUCCGUCACGAGAGGAACGUGGUUCUCCAGUGCGUCCGCUUCAUGUUUCUACUGGCUCCAGAUAUCCGUCACGAGAGGAACGUGGUUCUCCAGUGCGUCCGCUUCAUCGUGCGCAGCGGGUUCUUCGGUCUGGCCGCUCGAGACUCUGGUGAGAUCAGUGUGUCUGUGAACACAAGCGCUGAGCGAGCGUCAGAUGAGGACCUCAGUGGAGACUGUGACAGGAGCGCAGCGAUGGGCGUGUCCUGCGCCGCGGCCCCGCCCCCUGCUGGCGUCACCGCAGCUGCUAGCUCGUCGGUUAGCGUGCUAACAGCGGUCGGUAGUGAUGAGACAGCAAAGCUGCGAACGAAGCCAUUCCAGCAUCCUCACGCAGGCCAGAGAGCAGACAGCGGCGGAGAACGGGUUUAA